AUGAUUAAUGCAGCUCUAAUAAGUGGUUUGCUUUCAAAUUUGGCACCUCUGAUUAAGGAUGAAUUCUCGUUGUUUUGGAAUUUUAAGGAAGAUGUUCUAAAGCUAUCAAGCACACUAUCUUCAAUUAAUGCUGUACUUGAGGAUGCUGAGAGAAAGACCGUGCGGGAGAAGGACAAACAAACGGAAGAUUGGUUGCGGAAACUCGGAAAUGUAUUGUAUGAGGUUCGAGACAUCAUGGAUGAUUGCACCUUUAAAGAUCUUCGUCUUCAAGUCAAAAGGCUUAAUGCCUCCUCUUCAACCCGGAUCCAGGUAACCAACUCAAUAACCCAUCCUUUUAGCAAUAUUUGGAUGCGUCGAGAAAUUGGUCAAAAAAUUAAGGAGGUUCAAAAGAAACUAGACCAAAUUUCUUCGGAGCGCCAAAAGUUACAUUUGCGUGAAUCUAUUCAUGACUCAAAAAUAGACAAGUUUACUAGUAGUUGGCGUGAAACCAUGUCUCUUCCUAGUUCUACUAAAGUAUAUGGGAGAGACAAGGAGAAGAAACAGAUUAUCGAUAUUCUACUCAAUAAAACAUCUUCUAGUAUUAAUGUUGCCAAAGGACUAUCUGUUCUUCCCCUUGUUGGAAUCGGGGGUCUUGGUAAAACAACAUUUUCCCAAAUGGUCUUCAAUGACGAGGAGAUUGCUAACCAUUUUGAUACCAAAAUCUGGGUUUGUGUUUCUGAUGAAUUUGAUAUUAAGUUGGUCAUCAAAGCCAUCAUAGAAGACAAGGCAGAAGCUUGCUUAGAAGAUUUGCAGAAAAAAGUUAGGGAUAAGUUGAAAGGAAAAAAAUAUUUGAUUAUAUUGGAUGAUGUUUGGAAUGAAAAUGUUGAGGCAUGGGAUCAGUUGAGAUCUAUCUUGGAUUGUGGAUCAAGUGGUGCGUUCGUCCUUACAACGACACGUAAAAGAAAUGUGGCAAGAAUCAUGGAAACAAUUCAACAUUUUGAGUUAUCAUUGCUCUCUAACGAUGAUUGUUGGCUACUUUUUGAGCAACGUGCAUUUAUGUGUGGAACACCAAAAUCUUCAAACUUUGUUGAUAUUGGAAAAGAAAUAGCUAGAAAAUGUAAGGGUGUUCCUUUAGUUGCCAAAACAUUAGGAAGUCAAUUGGGCUUUAAGAGUGAUAUACAUGAAUGGUGUAAAAUAAGAGAUAGUGAGAUAUGGGAGAUAUCCCAAAAUGAAGAAUCUGAUCUCUUGCCUAUUCUAAGGUUGAGUUACUAUGACCUCCCUUAUCAUUUGAGAAGAUGCUUUGUGUUUUGUGCUAUAUUUCCAAAAGAUACUGAUAUUAAAAAGGAGAGAUUAAUCAAAUUGUGGAUAGCCCAUGAUUUAGUUCCUACAAAUAAAAAUCAAGAACUUGAAGAUAUUGGGAAUACAAUUUGGAAGGAGUUGUGUUGGAGAUCCUUUUUUCAAGAUGAAAAAACUAAUUAUUAUACAAGAUGUAAGAUUCACGAUCUUAUGCACGAUCUUGCCAAAUCAGUUAUGAAAAAAGAGUGUUAUAGGCUGGAUGCUAGUAGCUCAAGUGAUGGUUUAGGACAUGAAAUUCGUCAUGUAACAAUAAUGUUUCACUGGUCAGCCAAAACACCAGUCUAUUCUCUUAAAAAAAUGCGAGGAUUGCAAUCAAUAAUGCUCUAUGGAAGAGAUAAUGGAGAAGGAGCAAUGGAGAUUUUGAGUGUCUUGAAGAAAUUUCCGUCUUUACGUGUCCUUGAAGUAAGCAACGAUAUGAAAUAUCUUGGUAUGUCUUAUUUGCAAUGUCAAGAUUUGCGUCUUGUGGGAUGUCUAAAACAUCUUAGAUACUUAGACAUUUCCUAUAGUAGGAUAAUAGCAUUACCCAAUAGUAUUUGUAAUCUUUUGAACUUGCAGACUCUACAACUCAAUUCUUGUUGUCAGCUUGAACGAUUGCCUAGAAACACAAAAAACCUUAUUAGCCUGAGACAUCUUUAUUUGGAGGGUUGUAGUAGAUUAAUCUACAUGCCUGGAGGGAUGGGGCAAUUGAAACUUCUCAAGACGCUAAGCUUGUUUGUGAUAGGUGAGAAGAAGAGUGACUGUCAACUAGAUGAAUUAAAAAAAUUGGAUAUCGGUGGAUCAUUGAAAAUUAAACGCCUUGGAAGAGUUAGUGAUGCAUCUAUUGCAAGAGGGAUAAGUAUGGCUAAAAUGUCGAGUAUCAAUAAAUUGGAUCUGGAAUGGACAUCUAACAAUGAAGUCGAUGAUAAUGAGACAAAUAGUACUAGAGAUGAGAAAAUUGGUGAAGCUCUGGAGGUUUCAACUACAAUGCUGCAGGAAUUACAAAUGAGUGGUUACAAAGUUUAA
This is a messenger RNA of Impatiens glandulifera, 2337 nucleotides long. RefSeq names its product putative disease resistance protein RGA3. NCBI's taxonomy places the organism in Eukaryota, Viridiplantae, Streptophyta, Magnoliopsida, Ericales, Balsaminaceae. Gene Ontology annotation, biological process: defense response to other organism. The transcript has 2 exons. Bases 1 to 2337 code for a protein of 778 amino acids. The record is from RefSeq and is a predicted model, not a curated record. Gene Ontology annotation, molecular function: ADP binding.